CGUGCCGAGCCCAGCCGUGCCAGGAUGCCGGGCCGCACCGUGUGGCGGCUGGCGCUGCUCGCCCUCUGCCUGGGGGCCGCGGCGGCGGGGGGACAUCGCCGCGGAGCCGGCGGCAAGAGCCGGCGGCAGGCGCAGACCCAAACCACGUCGGUGCCGCAGGGCACCCCCGCGCAGGGCAAGCAGACCUGCUAUGACAAUGGAAGGUACUAUCAGAUAAACCAGCAGUGGGAGCGCACCUACCUGGGAAACACGCUGGUCUGUACCUGCUACGGUGGGAGCCGAGGGUUCAACUGCGAGAGCAAGCCCGAACCUGAAGAGACUUGCUUUGACAAAUACACGGGAUCCACUUACCGGGUAGGGGAGACCUAUGAGCGCCCCAAGGACUCCAUGAUCUGGGACUGUACUUGCAUUGGAGCUGGACGUGGGAGAAUCAGCUGCACCAUUGCCAAUCGCUGCCAUGAGGGCGGCCAGUCCUACAAGAUUGGUGAUACCUGGCGCCGACCCCACGAGACAGGAGGAUACAUGUUGGAGUGUGUGUGCCUGGGCAAUGGGAAGGGCGAGUGGACCUGCAAGCCUGUGGCUGAGCGAUGCUACGACAACACGGCCGGGACAUCCUAUGUGGUGGGAGAGACCUGGGAGAAGCCCUACCAGGGCUGGAUGAUGGUGGACUGCACCUGCCUGGGUGAGGGCAGUGGCCGCAUCACCUGCACCUCCAGAAAUCGGUGCAAUGACCAUGACACCAAGACCUCCUACAGAAUUGGAGACAACUGGAGCAAGAAGGAUAACCGUGGGAACCUGCUUCAGUGCGUCUGCACCGGGAACGGCAGGGGGGGAAUGCGAAAGAAAGACACGUCCCUGCACACAACCAGCACUGGAUCUGGCUCUCCCAGCUUCACGAACGUGCAGACCGCCCUGUACCAGCCCCAGCCCCAGCAGCCCCAACCUCAGCCCUACGGGCAGUGCAUCACUGACAACGGGGUGGUCUACUCUGUGGGGAUGCAGUGGCUCAAGACACAGGGCAGCCAGCAAAUGCUCUGCACCUGCCUGGGCAACGGAGUCAGCUGCCAGGAGAUAGCUGUGACCCAGACGUAUGGUGGCAAUUCUGAUGGAGAGCCCUGUGUUCUGCCUUUCACCUACGAUGGAAGGACCUUCUAUUCCUGCACCACCGAAGGCCGCACAGAUGGGCACCUCUGGUGCAGCACCACUUCCAACUUUGAGCAGGACAGGAGAUACUCCUUCUGCACUGAGCAGAAUGUUUUGGUGCAGACACGGGGUGGAAACUCCAAUGGUGCUCUGUGCCACUUCCCCUUCCUGUACAACAACCGCAACUACACCGACUGCACGUCCGAGGGACGGAGGGACAACAUGAAGUGGUGUGGGACCACCGAGAACUACGACGCCGACCAGAAGUUUGGGUUCUGCCCCAUGGCUGCCCAUGAAGAAAUCUGCACAACCAACGAUGGUGUCAUGUACCGUGUUGGGGACCAGUGGGACAAGCAGCACGACAUGGGCCAUAUGAUGAGAUGUACUUGUGUUGGAAACGGCCGUGGAGAGUGGACCUGCAUUGCCUAUUCCCAGCUCAGAGACCAGUGCAUCGUGGACGGCAUCACCUAUGAUGUGAACCAGACCUUCCACAAGCGUCACGAUGAGGGGCACAUGCUGAACUGCACAUGCUUUGGCCAGGGCCGGGGCAGAUGGAAAUGUGACCCUGUUGACCAGUGCCAGGAUUCAGAAACCCGGACCUUCUACCAAAUCGGAGAUUCCUGGGAGAAGUACGUCCAUGGGGUCAGAUACCAGUGCUACUGCUAUGGGCGUGGGAUUGGGGAAUGGCACUGCCAGCCUCUGCAGACCUACCCAGGUUCAACUGGGCCCGUUCAGGUGAUCAUCACAGAGAGUGCAAAUCAGCCAAAUUCCCACCCCAUCCAGUGGAAUGCUCCUGAACGAUCUCACAUCACCAAGUACAUCUUGCGCUGGAGACCGAAAAACUCUGGAAGGCAGUGGAAGGAAGCCACCAUCCCUGGCUACCAGAACUCCUACACCAUCUCAGGCCUGAAGCCCGGUGUGAUAUAUGAAGGACAGCUCAUCAGUGUUCAGCAGUAUGGCCACAAAGAAGUCACUCGCUUUGAUUUCACCACAACCAGCACCACAGCAGUGACAAGCAACACUGUUUCAGGAGAGACAACUCUUCUUCCUCCCGUGGUUGCUACUUCAGAGUCUGUCACUGAAAUCACAGCCAACAGCUUUGUUGUCUCCUGGGUUUCUGCUUCUGACACAGUUUCUGGGUUCCGUGUUGAGUACGAGCUGAGUGAGGAGGGCGAUGAGCCGCAGUAUCUCGAUCUUCCAAGCACAGCCACUUCUGUCAACAUCCCUGACUUGCUUCCUGGUCGCAAGUACAUUGUUAACGUCUAUCAAAUCUCUGAAGAAGGAGAGCAGAAUCUGAUCCUGUCUACUUCACAGACUACAGCUCCUGAUGCACCUCCCGAUCACACAGUGGAAAGUGUGGAUGACACAUCAAUUGUCAUCAGCUGGAGCAGACCACAGGCUCCCAUCACAGGCUACAGAAUUAUCUACACCCCCUCUGUGGAAGGCAGCAGCACAGAGCUCAACCUGCCUGACACUGCAACCUCUGUGACGCUCAGUGACCUGAUGCCGGGAGUUCAGUACAACAUCAGCAUCUAUGCCGUGGAGGAAAACCAGGAGAGCACUCCCAUCUUCAUCCAGCAGGAAACCACAGGUGUCCCACGCACAGGUGAAGUUCCUUCACCCAGAGAUCUGCAGUUUGUGGAGGUUUCUGACAUCAAGAUCACCAUCAUGUGGACCCCCCCGCAGAGCCAAGUGUCUGGCUACCGAGUGGAGGUGAUCCCUGUCAAUCGGCCCGGCCAGCACGGCCAGAGACUGCCCAUCACCAGGAGCUCCUUUGCUGAAGUCAUUGACCUGCUCCCAGGAACCACUUACCUCUUUAAGAUCUUUGCUGUGAGCCAGGGCAGGGAGAGCAAACCUUUGACUGGGCAGCAAACCACCAAGCUUGAUGCCCCCACCAACCUGAGGUUCCUGAACACCACGGAGCACUCGGUGUUGGUGCUGUGGACCCGGCCCCGGGCGGUGAUCACAGGGUACCGGCUGACGGCAGGUCCCACGAGGGGAGGGCAGCCAAGGACCUACAACGUGGGACCCUCUGCCAGCAAGUACCUCCUGAGGAACCUGCAACCUGCACCUGACCGAACCGUGUACCUCGUGGCAGUUAAAGAUGACCUGCAAAGCGACAGAGCGACUGGAGUCUUCACAACCUAUCAGCCUGCUGGCUCUGUUCCUCCUUUUAACACAGAAGUGACUGAGACUUCCAUAGUCAUCACCUGGACACCUGCCCCAAGGAUUGGUUUCAAGCUGGGGGUGCGCCCAAGCCAGGGCGGGGAGGCUCCGCGGGAGGUGAUCUCGGACAGCGGCAGCAUCGUCAUCUCCGGGCUGACCCCCGGGGUGGAAUACACCUACAGCCUCACGGUGCUGAUGGACGGCCAGGAGAGGGAGACCCCCAUCAUCCGCAGAGUGACCACACCACUGGCUCCACCAACCAGACUGCGCCUGAAGUCCAGUCCUGAUACUGGGAUCCUGAUUGUCUCUUGGGAUAGAAGCACAUCUCCAGGCAUCAGUGGGUACCGUGUGACCACUACUCCCACCAACGGGCAGCAGGGCUCCACCUUGGAGGAGGUUGUGGGUGCAGAUCAGACCACCUGCACCUUUGAAAACCUCAACCCCGGUGUGGAGUACAAUGUCAGUGUCUACUCAGUCAAGGACGACCAGGAGAGUGUCCCCAUCUCUGAAACCAUCACUCCAGCUGUGCCUCCUCCCACUGAUCUCCGCUUCACUAACGUGGGGCCUGAUACCAUGAGAGUGACUUGGACUCCCCCGACUUCCAUCGUGCUGAGCAGUUUCCUGGUGCGCUACUCACCCGCCAAGAAGGAGGACGACGUUGCAGAGGUGACAGUUUCACCCUCAGACAACAUGGUGAUCUUAACAAACCUGCUCCCUGGUACUGAAUAUCUGGUGAGAGUCUACAGUGUUUCUGAGCAACAUGAGAGUGCACCUCUCUAUGGAAUCCAGAAAACAGGUCUCGAUUCCCCCACUGGCCUUGACUUCUCGGAUAUAACUGCCAACUCCUUCACUGUGCACUGGAUGGCUCCGCGUGCCGCCACCACAGGCUACAAGAUCCGGUACCAGCCGGAGCAGGGCGGUGGCAGGCCCAAGGAAGACCGUGUGCCCCCCUCACGGAACUCCAUCACCCUCACCAACCUGCUGCCAGGCACCGAGUACGUGGUCAGCGUCAUCGCCAUCAACGGCAGGGAGGAGGGCAUGCCCCUGGUCGGCCAGCAAACCACAGUGUCUGAUGUUCCAAGGGACUUGCAAGUUGCCCCUGCUGGCCCGACCAGCCUUGUGCUUUCCUGGGAUGCUCCUGCAGUGACAGUGAGAUACUACCGGAUCACGUAUGGUGAAACAGGUGGAAGCAGCCCUGUACAGGAGUUUACAGUGCCCGGCACCAUGUCUACUGCCACCAUCAAUGGUGUCAAACCUGGUGUGGAAUACACCAUCACUAUGUAUGCUGUAACUGGCCGUGGAGACAGCCCUGCCAGCAGCAAGCCAGUCACUGUCACCUACAAAACAGAAAUAGACACACCAUCCCAGCUGCAAGUCACCGACGUCCAGGACAACAGCAUCAGCAUCAGGUGGCAGCCUUCAACAUCCCCAGUCACAGGGUAUCGGGUGACAGCUGUCCCCAAGAAAGGACAUGGGCCCACAAAAACUAAAAACGUCCCUGCAGAUCAAACUCAGGUCACUAUUGAAGGUCUGCAGCCCACAGUGGAGUACAUGGUCAGUGUCUACGCUCAGAACCAGAACGGGGAGAGCCUGCCCUUGGUUGAGACAGCCGUCACCAACAUUGACCGCCCUAAAGGACUAACAUUCACUGACGUGGAUGUUGAUUCCAUCAAAAUUGCUUGGGAAAGCCCACAGGGGCAAGUCACCAGGUACAGGGUGACCUACUCAAGCCCUGAGGAUGGAAUCCAUGAGCUAUUGCCGGCCCCAGGGGGCGAAGAAGACACUGCUGAGCUGCAUGGCCUCAGGCCAGGUUCUGAGUACACUAUCAGUAUCGUUGCCAUUUACGAUGACAUGGAGAGCCUGCCCCUCACUGGGACCCAGUCCACAGCAAUUCCACCUCCAACAAACCUGAGGUUCACUCAGGUAACUCCCACCAGUCUCACGGCCACCUGGAGCGCACCCAACGUUCGCCUCACUGGCUACAGAGUCAGAGUGAACCCCAAGGAAAAGACUGGGCCUAUGAAAGAAAUCAACCUUUCUCCAGACAGCACAUCCGCAGUCGUGUCUGGAUUGAUGGUAGCAACCAAGUAUGAAGUGAGUGUGUAUGCCCUGAAGGACUCCCUGACCAGCCGGCCAGCCCAGGGGGUGGUCACCACUCUGGAGAAUGUUAGUCCCCCUCGCAGGCCCCGUGUGACAGAUGCCACCGAGACAACCAUCACCAUCACCUGGAGAACCAAGACUGAGACCAUCACUGGCUUCCUGGUUGAAGCUGUCCCAGCCAGUGGCCAGAACCCCGUUCAAAGGACCAUCAGCCCUGAAGUCAGGAGUUACACUAUCACUGGCUUGCAGCCUGGCACUGACUACAAGAUCUACCUUUACACUCUGAACGAGAAUGCACGCAGCUCUCCAGUAGUACUUGAUGCCUCCACUGCUAUCGAUGCUCCUUCUAACCUGCGCUUCCUUACAACCACGAGCAACUCCAUCCUGCUUACCUGGCAGGCUCCCCGAGCCAAGAUCACCGGCUACAUCAUCAGAUAUGAGAAACCUGGCUCACCUGUCAAGGAGGUUCUGCCUCGCCCUCGGCCCGGCACCACCGAGGCCACUAUUACUGGUUUGGAACCAGGUACUGAAUACAUCAUCUACAUCAUUGCAGUGAAGAACACUCAGAAGAGUGAACCACUGGUUGGCAGAAAAAGGACAGAUGACCUCCCCACAUUGAUUACCAGACCACACCCCAACCAGCCUGACAUCCUGGACGUGCCUUCCAUUGACGAGGGGACCCCCUACAUCACAAACAAUAGGCCGGGCUCGAGGCGGCCGCUGCCCAACGUGGACGAGGCCAUCGAGAUCCCGGGCUACCAGGUGCCCAUCAUCGUGGAGCCUUCCUACCCUCACUCCCGCGGGCCCCGGCGCAACGACACCACGGGCCAAGAAGCUCUUUCUCAGACAACCAUCUCUUGGAGGCCGCUGCUGGAGAGCUCUGAGUACAUCAUCUCCUGUCAGCCCAUCAGCCAGGAUGAGGAUACGCUGCAGUUCAGGGUUCCUGGCACUUCCUCCAGUGCCACGCUCACGGGUCUUACAAGAGGGGCCACCUACAACAUCAUAGUGGAAGCCCUGAAGGAUCACCGCAGACAGAAGGUGCUGGAGGAGGUGGUCACAGUUGGCAAUACUGUGUCUGAAGGACUAAACCAGCCAGCUGACGACACCUGCUUUGAUACUUACACUGGCUCCUUCUAUUCCAUUGGCGAGGAAUGGGAGCGCUUAUCUGAAACUGGCUUUAAACUCUGGUGCCAGUGUUUAGGCUUUGGCAGUGGCCAUUUCAGAUGUGAUUCUUCUAAGUGGUGCCACGACAAUGGAGUGAACUACAAGAUUGGGGAGAAGUGGGACCGGCAAGGGGAGAACGGCCAGAUGAUGAGCUGCACCUGCCUGGGGAAUGGAAAAGGAGAAUUCAAGUGUGAACCUCAUGAGACCACGUGCUAUGACGAUGGGAAGAUGUACCAAGUUGGAGAGCAGUGGCAGAAGGAGUACUUUGGGGCCAUCUGCUCCUGCACUUGUUAUGGAGGACAGCAGGGCUGGCGCUGUGACAACUGCCGCAGACCCAGCGUGGAGGUGGCCCCUGAGGGCUCUGCUGGCCACACCUACACACAGUUUACACAGAGAUACCACCAGGCCACGAACACCAACGUGAACUGCCCCAUUGAGUGUUUCAUGCCCUUAGAUGUACAGGCAGACACACAGCAGCCACGGGGAAAGUAACAGCGAGCGACACUCCUGGCGGCAAUGGCAACAGACAAACCAAAGCAUAAAUACCCAUGUGCCACGGUCACCAUCCAAACUGGAGGGAUGCUAGCAAAUCUGCAUCUUCUGAGAAUGGCCCUCUGCUCUGGAGCCAUUUUCCCAGCUUAAGCUCAACUCACAGCUUCUCCAAGCGCCACUCUUGGAGUGUUUCAGACUUUUCUCAUGAUUGAUAGUGAUUGUCUUGGUUCUGCCCAAGGUGUUGAAUACCAGUCAAUAUUUUCAAAUUUAAAGGAAAAAAAAAAAGCGAGGGGGGGGGGAAGGUUCUAAAUCACAAAUUUGGUGGGGGAUCAAAAUACUGAGGGUGAGGGAGGGUGUAGAAAUUCAAGGUUCCCGUGCUAUGCAAAGAACAUUUGAGUACAGCAUUACUGAGGUUUAGGGAUAGGAAAGUCCACCAAACACUUCUGCUUUCACAUAAGCGUGCAGCCAGCAAUAAGAUAGGAACAGCAAAUCCAAUCACUGUGAUAUUUAAAAUAUGCACAGUCCUAAUCCUUUCUCAAUGAUCCUAGUAUUUUUCUAGCUGUAUCUUUAUAUCUCAUACCGUUAUUUAUCAGUUUUGUUCCCCUGACCUUCAAGUGUUUUUAUAUGGGAAUAAAAUGUAUUGAAGACACUUAGUAUGCAGUUGACAAAGAGGAAUUUGGUGUAAUUAUGAUCAGUGAUUAUUUUUAUACUGUAAGUGCCAAAGCUUUACUACUGUGGAAAAGAAAAAAACAACUCUUUUAAUAAAAAGAUUUACAAACCAGA
Messenger RNA from Chiroxiphia lanceolata (lance-tailed manakin), 7848 nucleotides. It is a transcript of the gene FN1, whose product is annotated as fibronectin 1. Gene Ontology annotation, biological process: nervous system development; cell-substrate junction assembly; heart development. The record is from RefSeq and is a predicted model, not a curated record. Gene Ontology annotation, molecular function: proteoglycan binding; integrin binding. Gene Ontology annotation, cellular component: extracellular region. NCBI's taxonomy places the organism in Eukaryota, Metazoa, Chordata, Aves, Passeriformes, Pipridae.